Molecule: messenger RNA, 867 nt
Organism: Rotaria sp. Silwood1
Lineage: Eukaryota; Metazoa; Rotifera; Eurotatoria; Philodinida; Philodinidae
Source: the annotation of a GenBank genome assembly
AUGACUGAAGACAUAACUCUAGUAGCAGAUUUUCAAGAUCCUGAUCAUGAUCCUCGUAUUGUACCAGGUAAUACUCUAACUUAUUUAAGAACAAUCCAAAGUUUUUAUAAAGAAAUAUUGGACUAUUCUGACAAAUAUAAUCAAAGUAAUGCACAACUAUCAAUUCGUCAAGUAUUAAACAAAUAUGGUGAAACUUAUUAUACAUUAGCUGGCUUAUUAGGAGGUUUACAAGAAUCUAAAAGACAUUAUCAUGGUGUCAUGUACCGUGGCAUGGGUUUAGGAUCUGUAGCAUCAUCGGCAUAUAAAAAAGGGUUAUUAUUUUAUUGGUCAGGUUUUACAUCUUGCACUAAAGAGUUAAAAAUAUCAACUAAAUGGAGUAGAUGUACUGCUGUCUCUGUUAUUAAUAUACCACAAAGAUUUUCUCAUGCAUGCUUCAACAUAGAUGACAUAUCUAAGUUCCCAUCAGAAAAAGAAGUACUAUUGCAACCAUAUACAUGUUUUCGUGUUCUAAAUGACCCUACUCAAUUUAACGACAGUGGAAAGGAUCUAACUAAAAUAGAACUAGUGAUUGAAGAUACUGCAUGUAAUUUAUCUGGUGUGUGGACAUGUGAUGACAACGGGCUUAAUGUAAAAGAUGCUGGUACAUAUUGUAUAAGUCACUACAGACAAAAAAGUAUUCUGAAAACGGCAGAUGAUAUGAGUGGUUGUUGGGAAGGUGAUGAUGGAUCGUGUUAUAUUAUUGGUACUUGUCAAACUCAAAAAUAUUGGUUAGCAAUUGAUAAAAAUAAUAGAUGGGCACAUGUUCGUGUUGGUACAUACAAUAAUAAUAUUAUUAGCAUGAGUUGGGGUGAUUUAAUUAUUGGUUAA